Molecule: messenger RNA, 729 nt
Organism: Lentinula edodes (shiitake mushroom)
Lineage: Eukaryota; Fungi; Basidiomycota; Agaricomycetes; Agaricales; Omphalotaceae
Product: carbohydrate-binding module family 1 protein
Exons: 4
Coding region: 1-729 (242 amino acids)
Biological process (GO): carbohydrate metabolic process
Cellular component (GO): extracellular region
Molecular function (GO): cellulose binding
Source: RefSeq, a predicted model, not a curated record
AUGGUCAAAACGUUGGAAAUCUGCUCUGUUGUAACCCUUAUUUUCGCUUACGCCAACGCGCAGUCUACAGCGUCGCAGUAUGGUCAGUGUGGUGGAAUUGGUUGGACAGGAGCAACGUUAUGCCCCUCGGGAUGGUCAUGCAACGUUGUCAACGAUUAUUAUUCGCAAUGUCUUCCUGGAGCGGCGACCAGUACUGUGACCGUGUCUGCCUCUUCUGCCUCAACGUCUGGAGGAAGUACAAGCACAUCUGCAACCGCUCCAGUAGCCACUUCUACCCUCCUUCCUGGAAAUUCUUUCAUUCGUUCCGUGGAGGAUCCAUACUUCCACUAUUAUCUUCAGUCUAUCACUCCCGGAAACGCCACAGCCGCUAUCAUGGGCGUAUAUACCAGUGCGGCACAGUUCCAGGUCACCGGUGGUCAACUCAUCCAAGAAUCAACCCCACCUUUGUAUGCAAUCGUUGAGGACCGUGCCAAUUCUACUGUCAUGAAACUGGGUGUUUCUUGGAGUGAGACUCCCGCGACUAGCGGGACGUUUGAUUUCAGUGGGGAUACUAUAGAGUGGAGCAUACCUACAAUCGACAGACCUCAAGUGAAUGCCUGGUUGGUUUGCCCGGAUGAUGAAGAAAACAAUCUGCUUUUCGUGAAUUUGGGUUAUUACGAUUAUGAAACUCCAACAGGUUGUGCGGACGAAACAAUUCAUUUCUACACGGGUGCUACAGCUGUCCCGUGA